Xenopus laevis (African clawed frog) is the source of this 695-nucleotide messenger RNA. RefSeq names its product serine/threonine-protein kinase N2-like. Lineage: Eukaryota; Metazoa; Chordata; Amphibia; Anura; Pipidae. The transcript has 2 exons. The record is from RefSeq and is a predicted model, not a curated record. Bases 34 to 291 code for a protein of 85 amino acids.
CAAGGCAUCGGAUAUGGAGACCGCACCAACACCAUGGUUGGUAGUCCGGCUUAUAUGGCACCGGAAGUCGUGAUGGAGGAGGCGUACACAAGAGCAGUCGACUGGUGGGCUCUUGGCGUCAUCGUUUAUGAGAUGCUCCUCGGGACGAAACCCUUCACUGGAUACGACAGGGACUUUCUAUACGACUGCAUUGUUGAGGAUGAACCACACUACCCCUCAACCCUGGACCCUGAAGCCUUGAGCUUCAUAUCAGAGGUAAGCGCUGACCUUUCACUUUAUUACAAUCACUGACCACUUUCUAAUUCUCUUGAGUUUCCCCAAAUAUUCUGUAGGUGUAACUGCUAUUUUCUGUUCUUGUAGCUGCUGAAGAAGAAUCCUGAGGAGAGGCUGGGUUCUACCCCAGGGAAUGCUGCUGAUGUAGCAGAGCAUCCAUUCUUUAAUGUAAGUCCCCUGUUCAAAUUGUCCAAAUAAUUCAAGGAUCUGCUGGGCUAUACCUUUGAAUAUUAUCUGAGAGAUACAGUCCUUUUUAUAUCCUCAGCUUUUAAUCAUGGCCGUAAGUUCCCACUUUCUGAAAAACCUCUGAUAACGAGCAUUUGUUACGGUUUCUAUUUUGCAGGGCAUUGUCUGGGAUGACAUCAUCGAGAGGACAGCAGUAGCUCCGUUCAUACCCAGCCUAAACGGACCAGAGGAUGUGG